ACGAGGUACGUGGUGAUGUCGGACGAGAUCCUCAAGAGCUACCCGGAGCUGGCCCAGGAGGGCUUGCCGACGAUGAAGCAGCGGCUGGACAUCUCCAACAAGGCGGUGACGCAGAUGGCCACCGAGGCGUCGCUGGCCUGCGUCAAGGCGUGGGGCGGCGACCUCUCGGCGAUCACCCACCUCGUCUACGUCUCGUCCAGCGAGGCGCGGUUCCCCGGCGGGGACCUGCACCUGGCGCGCGCCCUGGGGCUCAGCCCGGACGUCCGCCGCGUCAUGCUGGCCUUCACGGGGUGCUCCGGCGGAGUGGCGGGCCUCCGCGUCGCCAAGGGCCUGGCCGAGAGCUGCCCGGGCGCGCGCGUCCUGCUGGCCACCUCCGAGACCACCGUGGCCGGGUUCCGCCCGCCCAGCCCCGACCGGCCCUACGACCUCGUCGGGGUGGCGCUCUUCGGCGACGGCGCGGGCGCGGCCGUCGUCGGCACCGACCCGACCCCCCUGGAGCGCCCGCUCUUCGAGCUCCACUCGGCGCUGCAGCGCUUCCUCCCCGACACCGAGAAGACCAUCGACGGCCGGCUGACGGAGGAGGGCAUCAAGUUCCAGCUGGGGCGCGAGCUCCCCCACAUCAUCGAGGCGCACGUGGAGUCCUUCUGCCAGAAGCUCAUCAAGGAGCACCCUGCUGCUGCUGCUGCGGAGGGUGACAACAUGUUGACCUAUGACAAGAUGUUCUGGGCGGUGCACCCCGGGGGCCCGGCGAUCCUGACCAAGAUGGAAGGGCGGCUGGGGCUGGACGGCGGGAAGCUGCGCGCGAGCCGGAGCGCGCUCCGGGACUUUGGGAACGCGAGCAGCAACACCAUCGUGUACGUGCUGGAGAACAUGGUGGAGGAGAGCAGGCAGAGGGCGGAGGCGCCGGAGCCGGAGCCGGAGCCGGAGGGGGGUCAGGAGUGUGAGUGGGGGCUCAUACUGGCGUUCGGGCCGGGGAUCACCUUCGAGGGGAUCCUGGCAAGGAACCUCCAGGCGCGCCUAGGCGCCAACUAG
Molecule: messenger RNA, 1032 nt
Organism: Aegilops tauschii subsp. strangulata
Lineage: Eukaryota; Viridiplantae; Streptophyta; Magnoliopsida; Poales; Poaceae
Product: type III polyketide synthase B
Biological process (GO): polyketide biosynthetic process
Molecular function (GO): acyltransferase activity, transferring groups other than amino-acyl groups
Source: RefSeq, a predicted model, not a curated record